CAUAUAUGAUUAUGUUCUGUUAGAUGUGAGACAUGGAUUCGUUGAAUAGUAUUCCUAAAAUGACUGACUGUAAUCAAGGUUCAAGACAGAUGCAUGAUGUGUGUCGUCUGAGCGUUACCAGAACUAGCAAGACCUUCCGCGACUUGACGUCCUCGACCUUCCCUUCCAACACAAUCUUAUAAAACUGAAAACUGCGACUGCAAUUCCUAACUCGUGUCUUUUGACUAACAGCAGCAACCGAGACCGACAGCAUGGCAGUCAUUGCAUGCUCCCCAUGCUCUGCGGCUGCACGGGGAACUGUUGUAUCUCAAGAUCUCGAUUUCUGACAAGGCACUCUCUUCUUACAAGUCGCACAUGGCCUCAACUCACCGCUCUUGUCCAUAACCACAUCACAACUCGCUCUGCAAACAUGCUGGACGGUAACAGCGACAGCAACGCCAAACGCCGCAUAGACUACUCGGAACAACCCAAGCACCAUCUACAGUCUGCCUUACGAAACCCACACCUACAUACCCCAUCAGCUCUUCCCCACUACACGGGAGGCACCGACACGACGACCAUACUCACAGCAAAACCUGGAACGGAGGAUUCGUAUAAAGCGUCUAUACCUACGCCGACCCGCGCUGAACCACAACCACAACCUAAGCAGUAUGCAGUUCCGCACUGCACAGCGCACAGCACGGUGCAGGCGAUGAUAAAAUACUCCACUCUGAUCUAAGCCUCAUCGCAGUCUGACCCUAAGCUAAUCCGAUCUCACUGGCUAGGCCGCACGAUGGCAAGACGCAAUCCUGCAAUAGGAAACAUACAUUCGAGACUUUUCUCACGGAGGAGCAGUUCGCCCACAUCGACCACGAUGAGCGUGGAGUACAGGGGAGCGGCGCGUGUUUCGG
Cucurbitaria berberidis CBS 394.84 is the source of this 890-nucleotide messenger RNA. RefSeq lists its product as uncharacterized. The record is from RefSeq and is a predicted model, not a curated record. NCBI's taxonomy places the organism in Eukaryota, Fungi, Ascomycota, Dothideomycetes, Pleosporales, Cucurbitariaceae. The transcript has a single exon. The coding region runs from base 266 to 718 and encodes 150 amino acids.